UGUCGGUAUAAUAACAUAGUCAACUUAUGUUACAUUUGUUAAUCAUACAUGCUUAUCAUGUUAUGCUAUACUAUGCCCAAGAGUUCCCACCCACUUCAUUUUCAAAAAAAAAAAAAAAAAAAAAAGAUUCUCAUUCUCUCUCUCAUCUCUCUCUCUCUCUCUCUCUCUCUCUCUCUCUCUCUCUCUCUCUCUCUCUCCCUAUAUAACUAGCCACAAGUCUAAACUUGCGCUAGCUCAUAAGAAUAUAGUUAAUAUAGUUUGUUCUACAUCUCACCACCCUUGUUCAAUCCUAUUCUAGGAUCUCUAACAGCACUACAAGUGAGUCUUCCUUUUCUUUCUUUCUUUCUUUCUUUGUAUUUACAGAAAACCCGAGCAUUUCAAAUUCGUUUCGUUCGUUUUGUUAAAAGAAACCAUGCGCGUGCAGCACAGGCGGAUGCGAUACGCAGAGACACGCGAAACUGAUUCUUCCUGGAAGUUCCUCUUCUUGUUGUAUCUCAACCUUCUUUGUUCUGGCUCCUGAUUCAUUUCCUUGUUAUUUUUCUUCUAGGCUUUAUUCUGUUUAUUCAAAAAUAAAAUAAAAAAGACAAGUUAAUAUGAAUGAUCAUCUAGCCUCCAUGUUUGGAUCGAUUAAGGAAAGUGAUCUAACGGCUAUAGAUGACACAUCAUAUGAUUUACAAUCGUCGUCAUCGUACCUUAAUUCCUCAGAAACCUACCUCACAUGUCUAUACCAGAACCUUUCUCAUGAGAGGUGUUACGAAGAGGAAGCGGAUGUGAAACCUUUUGACUAUCGUUUGACCGAUACAUUCUUUAACGAUCAAACAGCUGUCAAUGCCAAUUCAAAACUUGUUGCUAAUCCUAUGUACCCGGAUGGAUCCUAUGAAUUAGCUGUUACAGAGAUCAGACAAGUAUUGAAAUCGGUAUGUGACGCGCAUUGUUUGCCCUUGGCUCAAACAUGGAGCCCGUGCGCUCAACAAGGUCGACCCGGAUGCCAGAAUCAAUCUGCUGGUUGCAUGUCGAUCAUAAGUUCGGCGUCCUAUGUGUUUGAUCCUAAUGUUUUAGGAUUCUAUGACGCAUGCGCUGAGCUGCAUGUGGUUCGUGGUGAAGGUAUUGUUGGUAAAGCAAUUGGCACAAACCAACCAUGCUUUGCUACUGACAUCACGGGUUUUUGUACAAGUGAGUAUCCGCUAGCGGAGCAUGCUAAGGUGUUCGGGCUUGGUGGUGCGGUAGCAAUACGCCUACGAAGCACCUACACGGGACCCGCUGAUUUCGUUUUGGAGUUCUUUCUCCCUCGUGAUUGCAGAAGCGAUGAAGAACAAAAACAGAUGCUAAGUUCGAUAUCAUGUGUGAUGCAGCGUGUUUCCAGGAGUUUAUAUGUGAUGAAUGAUGAUGAAUUAGCGAAAGAAGAAGAAGAUUCGGUUUCGGUCAAAGGCGAGUCGUCUUGGAUUUCCGACAUGAUGGAAGCCCAACGGAGGGGCGAAAGUGUCAUCGUUUCCUUGGGGUCUCACAAAGAGGAACCACAAGAAUUCAAAGUGAUAAACCAAUGGGAUUAUAAUCAAUCAACAUUGACCGGAGACAGGAAGCAAAUUCAGACAAAUUUGAAACCGAAAGGGCGAAGACAGCCAUUGGCAACGAGACGAUCGGAAGAAAAGAGACGAGUAAAAGCCGAAAGAAACAUAAGUUUACCACUUCUCCAGCAAUACUUUCCGGGGAGUCUCAAAGAUGCUGCCAAGAGCAUUGGAGUUUGCCCGACAACUUUGAAGAGGAUAUGCAGGGAACACGGGAUAAUGAGAUGGCCAUCUCGAAAGAUCAAGAAAGUCGGCCAUUCGCUAAAAAAGCUCCAACUCAUCAUUGAUUCGGUCCAAGGUGCAGAAGGUACAAUUCAACUCGGAUCAUUCUACACAAACUUCCCGGAAUUAAGCUCCCAAAAUUCACCAAAUCCUAAACCGACUACUAGUGGAUGUGUCAAAAAGACAACAUCCGGUUCUUCAUCAUGUGGCAGCGACAAUUCUGGUUCUUCAACCCUUUGUUGUUCAAAAGAAAACAUUUCCAAUACACCUCAAGAUCAGAGGAGGUCAUUGUUGAAUGAGAAACAUGUGGACGAAGGUGUUUUUCGCGUAAACGCUGUUUGUGGUGAGCAGAAAAUAAGAUUGCAUAUGUCACAAGAUUGGGGGUUCGUAGAUUUGCAGAGAGAGAUAAUGACGCAAUUUAGCAUAGACGAUAUUAACAUUAUCACUAUAAAGUACUUGGAUGAUGACUCCGAGUGGGUGUUGUUGACUUGCGAUGCGGAUCUUGAGGAAUGCAUGGACAUACAUAUGGCUUCUAAGAAGUGCACAAUAAAAAUCUUCCUUUCCCAGUAUUUUCAUCAGGAUUCUGGAAGUUCUUAUAUUGGCAAUUGUUAAGGUUUCUUUAUAGGUUUUUGUGUGGAGUACACACAUAUAUAGAUGAAUUUAUAUUUUCAAAUAUAAAUCCACCCGGGCGUUAUUUGGUUGGCCCGUGUUUUUCCAUGGUGUUGAUUGAAAACUUAUGUUUGUGAAGAGCUAUUUUACUAUAACAAAUAAUAAUGAGCCUUCAUAGCUUUGUGACCAGAAGUUUGAAUGAUUGUAUUGAGUUUAUAUUAUUAAUACCUGGAAAUCUUGUUUUACAUCC
This is a messenger RNA of Helianthus annuus (common sunflower), 2646 nucleotides long. Its product is annotated as protein NLP4. The record is from RefSeq and is a predicted model, not a curated record. Gene Ontology annotation, molecular function: DNA-binding transcription factor activity; protein binding. Bases 594 to 2399 code for a protein of 601 amino acids. The transcript has 2 exons. Lineage: Eukaryota; Viridiplantae; Streptophyta; Magnoliopsida; Asterales; Asteraceae.